CACAGCACUGGCGAAAAUUUAAAUUUGUCGACUGGAAUUCCUUCGGAUAACCAACCUUCGGAAAAACGACGCUCUACUGUAAAUUCAAAGUACAAGGCACUAUACUGAUAAUUGGAUUCCUUCCAGCAAACAGUUGAGAGAAGCCUUAAAAAAAUGGAAAAUUUCUGGAAAUGUCUGACCAAACCUGAAAGGUUGUAAUGAAGACUGGAGCAAAAAGAUUGAGUGCAUUGCCUAGUAAACUGGUUUAAAUUUAACUAGAUAAGCAAAUGGAUUGUUAUUGAUUUGCUUAUUCAGCUGCAUUAGCCUUGGUGUACAUUAUUAUACAAACCAUUAUAAAUGAGUAAAACAAACACUAACCAAAAUGAAAUAUUGUUUGUAUUAUACUGUAUAACACAAACUAGGUUAGGAUGUUGAUUGAUUGAACAGACUUAAAUUCAGCAAAAGUUGAGAAUAUCUCAAUACCUAGUAACCUGAUCAAAUACUCAUUGAAAAGUGACAAAUUGGCAAUUUAUAUCCACUUUGUGGUAGUUAUAUGUGUGAAAACCUGGACUUGCUUCAGAAAAAUCAGAAAAGAUAUGAUUAUAACUUUUCCCACAGACUUUCUUCCUUGUUUGAGGUGACACAUUGAAUGUGUCACCUCAAACAAGAAUCAAAAAAGAUUGCUAUUGGACAUUGAUGUUGCAACAUUGCUAAAGAAGGGCAAGGGGAAAACAGGAAGGAACCCCAAAUAAAACGCAAGGUCCAAUCAUCAUUAUUUUCCCACCUUUGAACUGGUGUUCCUGUCCAGUCUUUUUUUGGAUACUGCUCAAGCUGUUGUCAAUCCUCUGCCCUUCUCAACACAUCCAAAGAUGUCCACCCUUUCGAUUCAUUGAAGCACCUUUUGAACUACCUUGUAGACCAGCAGUACAUCGAUCUGCCAAUUUCUACUAAGGUAUUUACUAAUGUGUGACUGAUUUGUAACCAAGGAACCAACUUCUACUAAGGUAUUUACAGAUGUGCGACUGAUUUGUAACCAAGGAACCAACUUCUACUAAGGUAUUUACUAAUGUGCAACUGAUUUGUAAACUAUCUCUCUCUCAGUCAGGGACUAUAAUUGAUAUAAAAAUUAGUGCCUUGCUAAGUGUCUUACGGAUGUCGACAAAAUGAUUAGAGUAGGUAAGAUUCCCUCCAGUUUGACUUUGAUCGAUGAUAUCAAAAAAUUCAGCAUUGACAAAAAUACCCUUCCAACUUACAGUUACCACCUCUCCCACCAGCUUGUCCCUGAUGUUUACUUCUAAGAUCCAGGUGAUCAUCCCAUGUUUAGGAUUUACACUGAUGGUUCCAAGAUGGGUGACGAUGUGGAUGCUGCUUUCCUAGUUUACUCCGACUUGGGCCACAAGCUUCACAAUCUAAGUACACACUGCUCAGUAGCACUAGUGGAAACUUUAGCUAUUUAUAUGAGCUUAAUUCACAUUAGGCAUAGGAAGGACAAAAGACUACUUACACUAUCGCAUUUAUUCUGACAGUAGGGUAGCUUUACACAAGAUUGCGAAGUCUGAUAGCCGCUUAUACACCAUCUCAUACACCACAUUCUCAGACACUUAGACAACAUUAGAAUAGAUUUCCAAUGGGUCUCGGGUCAUGCGGGGGUUCUCGGCAACGAGACUGCUGACCAUCUUGUCAAACAAGCUGCAAAAUCUUCAGUCACUAGUACUUUCAGUUACAUUCCUAUCUCGUACAUCAACAAUCACGUCAAGAAGCAAAUCUUCAUUUUCUGGAGAGACAGCUGGGACCAUGACACCACUGGUAGGCUCACCUACACUUUCAUCCCCAAGGUUGACACUACUGCGAUUUUUCGCCACUUUUAUCCUAGUUACACCCUCACUCAGUUACUUACAGGACAUGGCAACUUUAAACAAUACUUGCAUAGAUUUAACCUUGGGGACAAUCCAGUGCUGUAUUUAGAACGUAAGGGGCCCUGGGCCAGGACCAAGAUGGGGCCCCCUUAAUGAAACAGAAACAAUGGUAUAUUACAGACCUAGGGAUGCAUUAUUUGUUUUUUUCCAUGGAGUAUAUACAAUUUUUCAUCUCCCUCGGCCAGGAAGUGGCAUUUUCUUUCCGCACAGCAGGAAGAAAUUACUGUUUUUGGCAGAUGUGUGGUGAAUAAGAAGUAUCAAAAGUUUUUUAACUGAAGUUAAAACUACUUUUAACGAUGCUACGAAUAUCUUCAAAAUGCAUAAAACAAUCUAUAGGAACUGUAUGGAAUCAAUCUGUUCGUGCAAGCGCAUCGACUUCGGUACAAGAUAGCAAAAAGAUUGAAGUGUUUGUUGAUGACAAACCAGUGCUAGUUGAACCAGGAACUACUGUUUUACAGGCAGCUGCAAUGGUAGGAGUUGAAAUACCAAGAUUUUGUUAUCAUGAGAGACUUUCUGUUGCUGGUAAUUGUCGGAUGUGUCUGGUGGAAGUUGAAAAAUCUGCAAAACCAGUUGCAGCUUGUGCAAUGCCUGUUAUGAAAGGUUGGAGAAUAAAGACUAAUUCUGAGAUGACAAAAAAAGCAAGAGAGGGUGUUAUGGAAUUUUUGCUAGUAAAUCAUCCAUUGGAUUGUCCAAUUUGUGAUCAGGGUGGCGAAUGUGAUUUACAGGAUCAGUCGAUGGCAUUUGGAAGUGAUCGGAGUCGAUUCGAAGAUAUUGCAUUUUCGGGAAAAAGAGCAGUUGAAGAUAAAAAUAUUGGACCUUUGGUGAAGACAAUUAUGACUAGAUGUAUUCAUUGUACACGAUGUAUACGAUUUGCCAGUGAGGUUGCUGGCGUGGAUGAUUUGGGUACUACAGGUCGUGGUAAUGAUAUGCAAGUAGGAACAUAUGUAGAGAAGAUGCUGUUAUCAGAAUUAUCAGGAAAUGUCAUCGAUCUGUGUCCUGUGGGAGCAUUAACUUCAAAGCCAUAUGCUUUUACCGCUCGUCCUUGGGAAACAAGAAAAACAGAAAGUAUUGAUGUCCUAGAUGCAGUUGGUAGCAAUAUUGUAGUAAGCACUAGAACAGGAGAAGUAUUGCGUAUUCUUCCCCGUUUGAAUGAAGAGAUAAAUGAAGAAUGGAUAUCAGAUAAGACUAGAUUUGCAUGUGAUGGAUUAAAACGACAACGUCUAACAACUCCGAUGUGUAAAAAAAAUAAUUCUCUUGAACCCUGUACAUGGGAAGAUGCCCUUGUCAUUGUAUCAGAAAAACUUCGGUCAGUUUCUGGAAAUUAUAUUUCAGCUGUAAUUGGAGGAUUAGUUGAUGCUGAGGCCUUAAUAGCACUUAAAGAUUUAUUGAAUAAAUUAGGAAGUGAAGGAUUAUGUACAGAAGAAGUAUUUCCUACGAAUGGUUCAGGGAUUGAUCUGCGUUCCAGUUAUCUUCUAAAUAGCAAAAUUAUUGGAAUUGAAGAUGCGGAUUAUGUUCUAUUUAUUGGUACAAAUCCAAGAUUAGAAGCACCACUUAUUAAUGCAAGAGUGAGAAAAGCAUGGCUGCACAAUGAACUUGAAGUUGGACUCAUUGGCCCAAAGUUGGAUUUAAGUUAUGAUUAUGAAGUAUUGGCCAACACACCUUCUUUAUAUACCAUGAGUGCUCCAUUAAAUGAUUUUAAGACUGUAUCAAAUGCCAAAAAACCAUUAAUAAUUGUUGGAAGUUCCAUACUUCAACGAAAAGAUAACACUUCUAUUUAUAGUGCAGUAAGAAAGUUUGCUGAUCAGUGCCAAUUGAAAUGUGAAAGUGAUUGGAAAGUUUUAAACAUUUUACAUCGAGUAGCAAGUCAAGUUGCUGCUCUAGAUAUUGGAUAUAAGCCUGGAAUUCAAUAUAUACGUGACAAUCCUCCUAAAGUAUUAUAUUUGCUUGGAGCUGAUGAAGGCAUUAUUACAAAAACUGACAUUCCUGAGAAUUGUUUUAUCAUUUUUCAAGGUCAUCACGGUGACAGAGGAGCUGAAAUGGCUGAUGUCAUUCUUCCUGGUGCUGCUUAUACUGAGAAACAGGCAACAUAUGUCAAUACGGAAGGUCGGGCCCAACAGACAAUCACUGCAAAUAAUCCACCUGGAUUUGCAAGAGAAGAUUGGAAGAUUAUUCGAGCACUUUCUGAAGUAAAUUUGAUUUGUUUUGAUUAAUGUUGACAUAUUAUGAUAUUAUGACUAAGUUAUUGAAGUUAUGAUAUUAUGACUAAGUUAUUAAGAAAGUAUAUUCUGUCAGAAAAUAUUUUUGAAAUUGCCAGACUGUUUUUUCCUGUAACACUCAGAAAACAGCUGUUGUAAUAUUACCAGGUGCUUAUUAACCCCUCAGCAGUGACCUACAGAUAUAUUCGCAAAAUUCUUUUGUGGAUAUUGCCAAAAGCUAGCCAAAAAUUACCGUGAAAAAAUUCACAUAAAAAAGGAAUUAUG
Messenger RNA from Centruroides sculpturatus (bark scorpion), 4375 nucleotides. It is a transcript of the gene ND-75, whose product is annotated as NADH-ubiquinone oxidoreductase 75 kDa subunit, mitochondrial-like. The record is from RefSeq and is a predicted model, not a curated record. The coding region runs from base 2192 to 4105 and encodes 637 amino acids. NCBI's taxonomy places the organism in Eukaryota, Metazoa, Arthropoda, Arachnida, Scorpiones, Buthidae. Gene Ontology annotation, cellular component: membrane. Gene Ontology annotation, biological process: ATP synthesis coupled electron transport. The transcript is spliced from 17 exons. Gene Ontology annotation, molecular function: iron-sulfur cluster binding; NADH dehydrogenase (ubiquinone) activity.